GAUGCACGUGGGCAUUUUAGCGUUUGUUCCAUGCGUGUCGACACUUUCAACAUAACCUAACCUAAUGAGAUACAGUAAUUGCUCAUUUUACAUAAGUAUUUUAAAAGUAACGCGAGAAUAAAUUGUAACAUCCGUAUUUGAGUGUAGAAAUAAUUUUUGUACAGUUCGAGGAAGCAGACAUGAGAUUAACGUCCAGUUUGUUAAAACGCGUGGGAGAAUGGUCGACGAAAUACUCAAAUUUGCCGGACAGAUACAUAAAACGCGCUAUGGAACAGGUUUACUGGAAGACUCCUCGCAAACCAAAUUAUUUGCCACGCACGAUUGAAAGAAAACGAUUUCAUUUCUCUAUACAUCGUCCAUGGACGCACGAUUUUCAUCGUGAAAAUGCACCUGGUAAAAUGCAUCCAUUCAUUCAUGUAGAGCCUAUUAAGGAUUGGUCCUUUUUUCGAGGUGACAGGGUAGAGAUUUUAGUAGGAAAAGAUAAAGGAAAGCAAGGGAUUGUAAAAGAGAUUUAUCAAGAAAGAAAUUGGGUGAUUGUCGAAGGACUUAACAUGAAGCUGACGACCACUAAAUGGGAUAAAAAGUAUCCUCCUAUGUGUAUACUGAAAGAACAGCCGCUAUUAAUAACCUCGCAAGUGCAAUUGGUCGAUCCUUCAGAUAUGCAAGCAGCUUCGAUAGAAUGGCGAUACACAGAGGAUGGCCAGCGUGUACGCAUAUCCGUGAGAUCUGGUAGGGUAAUUCCUAUUCCCGUUUCGAGUCAGGAAACAAUAGAUUACAAAAUCCCUCGGUUGUAUGUAGAACAAGCAAAAGACACAACCAAAGCUGAUGUCGAAACAAUAACUUACGAGCCAGCAUUGAAAACGUUCCAGAUGGAUGUCAUGGAUGAAAUGGGUAUUAAAGAAGAUCGUGUUCCAAAGAAGUUUUAUUGGUAUUAAUCAUUAUAUACAAUUCGCAGGUAUUUUCAAUGUACAGCUAUAUAAUAUUUAAUAAAUAUAUAUUUAGCGAACAAAGGGAUGAGAACAUAGUUUUUUAAUAUAACUAAAAAAAAUCUCACAAUCUUUUUAAAUGAAAAAGAUGCGCAAAAAUUGAAACGUUUCCAAUAUAAUUCAUCUUUAAUAAUUUCAACGUCUUUUUCUUAGUAUCGAAAGAUUUUGUAUUUCUUUAACAAAAGCUAUAUUCUGAAGUGUCCCUGUUUGCAACGCUUUGUAUAGGAAAUACGCAAUAAAAAGACCAUUGAUAACAUAAAACAUUAAUAAAAAAAAAA
Wasmannia auropunctata (little fire ant) is the source of this 1264-nucleotide messenger RNA. It is a transcript of the gene mRpL24, whose product is annotated as probable 39S ribosomal protein L24, mitochondrial. The transcript has 5 exons. Gene Ontology annotation, biological process: translation. NCBI's taxonomy places the organism in Eukaryota, Metazoa, Arthropoda, Insecta, Hymenoptera, Formicidae. The coding region runs from base 180 to 935 and encodes 251 amino acids. The record is from RefSeq and is a predicted model, not a curated record. Gene Ontology annotation, cellular component: ribosome; mitochondrion. Gene Ontology annotation, molecular function: structural constituent of ribosome; RNA binding.